GGGAACUGAUAAUCAAAUGACAGAAACGUUAUUGGGGUAAAAUCAAUUUGCGCAUGACAACCCCAUACUUAGUACCGUACGAAAACUACACGACAUAGGACCCGCUUUACGUCCGCGCUAACAAAACUCGUUGAAAAUGCUUACAUCAAAAUGGUAGAGUCGCUACAAAUGUUCUUAUUCCUGUUUAAAUCUAAAUACAGACGAAAAUUCUCAUGGUUCUCGCCGUUCCUGUGUUCAGUACUCAUAGUGUUAUUGUUUUGCAAUGAUGCUCUCGCUAGGUGUAGUAACCAUAACUGCAUAAAUGGAGACUGUAAAAACGAAACCUGUGUGUGUAAAGAGGGCUGGCAAGGUCCAGAAUGCCAGUACUGCGGAGGGAAAAUCAAUCUCACAGACACCUUUGGGGUCAUAACGGACGGCCCCGGCAACUACAGCGUGAGCACGCAAUGCACGUGGCUAGUGGCGCCCCCCCGCCUAGGCCCGUCGCCGCCGGCGGUCCGCAUCCGACUGGAGUCAUUCUCCACCGAGUGCGGGUGGGACCAUCUCUACGUGUAUGACGGGGACAGCGUGCGCGCUGUGAGGCUGCUAGCCAUUUUUAGUGAUGUAGACACUUUUGGGGUCAUAACGGACGGCCCCGGCAACUACAGCGUGAGCACGCAAUGCACGUGGCUAGUGGCGCCCCCCCGUCUAGGCCCGUCGCCGCCGGCGGUCCGCAUCCGACUGGAGUCAUUCUCCACCGAGUGCGGGUGGGACCAUCUCUACGUGUAUGACGGGGACAGCGUGCGCGCUGUGAGGCUGCUUGCCAUUUUUAGCGUGAGCACGCAAUGCACGUGGCUAGUGGCGCCCCCCCGCCUAGGCCCGUCGCCGCCGGCGGUCCGCAUCCGACUGGAGUCAUUCUCCACCGAGUGCGGGUGGGACCAUCUCUACGUGUAUGACGGGGACAGCGUGCGCGCUGUGAGGCUGCUAGCCAUUUUUAGUGAUGUAGACACUUUUGGGGUCAUAACGGACGGCCCCGGCAACUACAGCGUGAGCACGCAAUGCACGUGGCUAGUGGCGCCCCCCCGCCUAGGCCCGUCGCCGCCGGCGGUCCGUAUCCGACUGGAGUCAUUCUCCACCGAGUGCGGGUGGGACCAUCUCUACGUGUAUGACGGGGACAGCGUGCGCGCUGUGAGGCUGCUAGCCAUUUUUAGUGGUGUAAUGGAGCCAGGUGAAUCUGGUUGGACGCGGCAAGUGAUCGCACGGUCAGGGAGCGCGUUACUACACUUCUUUUCUGAUGAUGCCUUCGCUAUGGAGGGCUUCAAUGUCACUUACGCCGCUUAUUCCUGUCCGUCGGAUGACCAUAGGACCAAUUGUAGUAACCAUGGCGAAUGCGACGAAGGCACAUGCCGGUGCAAUCCGGGCUGGAUCGGAGUUGCGUGCGACCAACCGAUUUGUCCAGAUAACUGCAACGAAGCGUACGGCGGUGGCACUUGCACCCCCAAAGGAUGCGUUUGCACCCCCCAACGUUCCGGGGCGGACUGCAGUCGAGACGUUUCCACUGCUGGUUGGAGGUGGCUAUGGAAGGAACCGGGGGAGGGGGUGGAGGAAGAAGCCGCGCCGGCGGUGGCGGGGCACGUGCUGGUGCAGAGGGGGGGAGAAAUAUUGAGGGUGGGGGGGGAAAGUUUUGGACAGGCUGACUUCCUUUAUAGAUAUAAAGUAGCCGAGAACAAAUGGGAGCCCAUAGUGACUCUGGGCGAGUCUCCAGCGCCUCGCUUCGCUCAUUCAGCCGUGUUGUUCGACGACGAACUCAUCGUUUACGGGGGCGUUGUCGCCUCCGACGACACGGAAAGGGGCGGUGAACUGGCUGGCCGUGAAGGCCGAGCUGGUGAAGUAACCAAUGAAGUGUGGCGGCUAAACUUAGCCGCUCCCAUGCUUCAGUGGCUGAAUGCCACUCCCACCAUAUGUGGAAACAGGCCUGCACCCAUGAAACAUUGUGGCGGUCUAGCCGUGUCGGGCCACACGGCGGUGGUGGUCCGCUACAACGACAAGCCGGUGAUGCUGGUGUUCUUCGGCCACUCGCCGCACUACGGCUACCUUCACUUGGUACAGGUAAGAGUGAGUACUGUAACACUGUUGCAGGCGGUCUAGCCGUCCGGUGAUGCUGGUGUUCUUUAGCCACUCGCCGCACUACGGCUACCUUCACUUGGUACAGGUAAGAGUAAGUACUGUAACACUGUUGCAGGCGGUCUAGCCGUGUCGGGCCACACGGCGGUGGUGGUCCGCUACAACGACAAGCCGGUGAUGCUCGUGUUCUUCGGCCACUCGCCGCACUACGGCUACCUUCACUUGGUACAGGAGUACCAUAUAGAGGAGGGUGUGUGGGUGUCGGCCCCAACAGUGGGUUGGGCGGCGCGCGGCGGCUUCGGGCACUCGGCGGUCUUAGACCCGCUGUCAGACCGCGUGUUCGUGCACGGCGGUCUCGUGUCCCAGAGCGAGGCGGCGCAGGCACCGUCAGCAGCCCUUUAUGAAUACGAGUACAAGAGAAGGAUAUGGCGUCCGCUACCGUCCGCACCCACGCCCAGAUAUCUACAUUCCGCCAUUAUAUUAUCUCCAGGUAUUAUGCUAGUCUUUGGCGGUAACGCCCACAACGACAGUGCAGCGGCCGCAGUUACUAACCCCGCCGGCUCACAAUGUUAUUCGGCCGGCGCACUAUUGUAUGAUAUAAGAUGCGGGUCGUGGCGCACGGUGCCGACGCCGAGCGGCGCGGCGCGCGCGGCGGCCGCGGCGGCGCUGCUGCCCGGCGCGAUACGACCCACCGCCAUCUUCUACGGCGGUUUCAACGGCCGCCUACGUUCAGACGCGCUUCUAUUCGAAGCGGGCGCCCCUUGUUCGUCCCACACGAACGAGCUAGCGUGCGUGGCGAACGCGCCGCACGCGUGCCGCGCGUGCGCGUGGAACUCGCACGAACGCAUAUGCGUGCCGGUAAGUGUAACUAUACUACUCUGUAUUACUCUCGAAGCGGGCUCCCCUUGUUCGUCCCACACGAACGAGCUAGCGUGCGUGGCGAACGCGCAGCAUGCGUGCCGCGCGUGCGCGUGGAACUCGCACGAACGCAUAUGCGUGCCGUUGGAGACGGCUGGCUGGAAUCAGUCGUUCGAUGGCACGAUAAAGGCCUGCGUCAGCGAACCUGUGAGAGAUAUUCACCGCUGUCGUUCCGCUAAUAGUUGUGCGGCGUGUACGGCCGCUAAAUGCGCGUGGUGCGGGUCCUGUCAGCCAGAACCCCAGCUCUGCAGCCGACUGUGGCCUAAGAUGGCGCUAAUGGUGGACGAGUGCGCGAGCACAGGAGAGCUAGCGAGGGACGCGUGCGCGCGGUACCACUCGUGCGCAGCGUGCCACGCGCAUCAGCAACACCACCACCACUUAUCUGAAGGUUUAGAAGAACGGUCAUGCUAUUGGGACUACGAGUCCAUCAAAUGCAAGCCGGCUAACUCAUCUGACGACAUCAGGAGCGUGGCGUCAGCCGGGUCGUGCACGGCUCCGUGCGCGACUUUCCACACGUGCUCAAACUGCACCUCCGAGGAGUGCAUAUGGUGCGCUUCCACUGGCCGAUGCGUUGAUAAGAACGCGUACGGCGCGUCGUUCCCGCUGGGCGGGUGCCGGCUGUGGUCGACCUCGAGCGUGUCGGGCGGGUGCGGCGCUAGCGCGGGCGCGGGCUGCGCGCGACACGUGGCGUGCGCCGCGUGCCGCGCCGAGCCGGCGUGCGGCUGGUGCGACGACGGCGCGCGACCACCCACGGGUCGCGGCGUGUGUCUACCCGGCGGGGCCAGGAGACCGCACGAGCCGCACGUCUGCGAGACUUCAAGAUGGUUCUUCACCGACUGCCCCCGCUGCCAGUGCAACGGUCACUCCACCUGCGACGAGAGAGAGGGAGACAGAUGCAUACAGCCCUGCGGCGCUAGAGCAGUAGGGCUGCACUGCGACACAUGCGCGCCGGGACACUAUGGCGACCCGCUCAACGGAGGCACUUGCAAACCUUGUGAAUGUAACGCGCAAGCGGUCGCAUGCGCACCCGACACAGGCCGCUGUUUCUGCAGCACCAAAGGCUUAGCCGGCGAGCGGUGCGACAAAUGCGACAACAGCAACCACUACCACGCCGAUCUGUACAACAAGGGGGCUUGCUAUUAUGACUUAGCCGUAGACUACCAGUUCACCUUCAACCUUUCAAAGAAAGAGGAUCGUCACCUCUCCGCCAUAAACUUCCGGAACGCGCCGGUGAAGGCGGAUGUGGACGCGGACUUUAGCAUCACGUGCUCUGCGCAUGCGCGCAUGAACCUCACGGUCAGGACGCGCUCCGAGCCGGGCGAGCGCACGCUGUUCGCGCACGUCAACUGCACCAACUUCAGAUACAAAUUCGCCAAAUCCGACCACGCCUUCGGUGUCGAAGACAACGUGACGUUAACUACGUUCUUCGUAUACGUGUACGACUUCCGCCCGCCGCUGUGGAUACAGAUCUCCUUCUCGCAGUACCCGAAGCUGAAUCUCCAACAGUUUUUCAUCACGUUCUCGUCGUGUUUCCUACUGCUACUGCUGGUUGCUGCGGCGCUGUGGAAGAUUAAACAGAAAUACGACUUGUACAGAAGACGGCAGCGACUCUUCGUGGAAAUGGAGCAGAUGGCGUCGCGGCCGUUCAGCCAAGUCUGUGUAGAGCUGGAGAAAGGUGGAGCAGGUGCGGGUGUCCCGGCCCCGGUGGCGCUGGAGCCGUGCCUGGGGUCGCGCGCGGCCGUGCUGUCGCUGCUGGUGCGGCUGCCGACCGGCGGCACGGGCCGCGCGCCGCCGCUGGGCGGGCUGGCCGUCGCCUCCGCGCUCGUCACGCUGGGCCACCACCAGGAACACAAGGCGCGCCGCUGACCCUCAACUGACACCAACGUAUAUAACAAAUAUGUGAACGGUGUAUAAAGUGCUCAAACAAUACUCAAUACGUCGAACGUCUCGACU
Molecule: messenger RNA, 4971 nt
Organism: Cydia amplana
Lineage: Eukaryota; Metazoa; Arthropoda; Insecta; Lepidoptera; Tortricidae
Gene: dsd
Product: putative protein tag-53
Cellular component (GO): Golgi apparatus
Molecular function (GO): protein binding
Source: RefSeq, a predicted model, not a curated record